Molecule: messenger RNA, 951 nt
Organism: Galendromus occidentalis (western predatory mite)
Lineage: Eukaryota; Metazoa; Arthropoda; Arachnida; Mesostigmata; Phytoseiidae
Product: class A basic helix-loop-helix protein 15-like
Exons: 3
Coding region: 94-951 (285 amino acids)
Biological process (GO): axon development; positive regulation of transcription by RNA polymerase II; sensory organ development
Cellular component (GO): nucleus
Molecular function (GO): protein dimerization activity; E-box binding; DNA-binding transcription factor activity, RNA polymerase II-specific
Source: RefSeq, a predicted model, not a curated record
AGGUAUGCGACCGUCAUUACAGCUAUAAAGGAGAGAUCGAGGGAGAUCGGCUAAUCUCGAGCCCCGGCUUCGCGUGAAGAAAGUGCCAAAAAGAUGGUGAGGUCACGAGACGAGGUCCAGUCUGAGCAUCCACUCAGCGGGGAAUGGGCAGGAGAGGCUCAACCGCCGUUGUCUCGACUUUUGGCACAGUUGACAUCGAAUAAACCCCCAACGCCAAACAAAGCUGGGUCUGUAAGCUCCGUAUCUUCAGAUGACACGACCCCCAGCGCGUCAAAAAGAGCUUUACUCACAGAAGAAGAUGGCGACUCGAGUUCGAGCCUUCAGAGCAGUAAUCAGGAGCUGUCAACGCGAUUAUCGUCGCCACGGAGAUGCACUCAGAAUGCGCGAACGAUGAGAGAACGCGAAGAAGAGGACAAGGCCGACGACGCUGCUGGGAGGAGACGGAAAACCACGCUAAGUUCACGCGAACGGAACUUACGGAGGCUGGAGUCUAAUGAACGCGAGCGCAUGCGGAUGCACAGCUUGAACGACGCCUUCCAAGCCCUACGAGAGGUCAUCCCCCACGUGGCGAUGGAGCGCAAACUUUCAAAAAUCGAAACCCUCACCCUUGCCAAAAACUACAUAAUGGCCUUGACGAAUGUCAUCUGUGACAUGCGCGGUGACGAAAAGCCGUACCAAUUCUGCAAGAAGCAGCAAGGCAACGAUGAAGUGGCCGCCCUCAAUGUUGUCGGUGUCGCCAAGAACCCACAAAAGCUGCCGAACGGAACCGUGGAUGUCAAAAAAGAGGACUCGGAGUUCCGGGAGCGAAACGACGAGGAUGAGGAGGACAACAGCAAUCACCGACAGACCGGGAGUUCCCCGAGCCAGGACUACGUUGACUAUCAGGAGACCAUGGGGGAAGACCACAGUUCAAUAAUCAUGUCAGAUUGCGAGGAUUCCGAGAGACUUUAG